CGCACUGUGCUCCUCCACCCGUCUCCCUCCACCAAGAUGUCAGUCCUUCAAAGAAACUGCUUCUUCAGUCUUACUCUGCUUGUGGUGGGUACUAAGGAGCUAUGUCUGAACAGAGACGGCUGUGGAUAACAGACAAAGCUGGAGCAAGUCGGCAGGACUCUGGGAGUCUGGUUUCAGGCAGAUCUCUCAUGGUCCCCACAGUCCAGACGAAUAAGGUCCAGGGAUUCAGUGACUGUGAGUUUGAAGGAAGAGCCGCCAUGGAAAGCCUGCUCUUCUGACGCCCGGUUUUGUGCUCCCAACCCCAUGCCGUAAACCUAAUUUACAUACCUAAAGUGCAAUGCAACCUUUUAAACAGAACAAAGUGUGGGAGAAAUCUGUAUUUUGAUUCUAAGCAGAACUGACAGACCAUCUGAAUCAUGUAAGAGAAGUUUUGAAAAGCCUGCUGUGUCCAUAAACAAGAGGUUGAUUAUUCUUAAACUGGAGGGAAUCCAGCUGCAUCAUCAAGGGGCCAAAGAAGGAGAUGAAAAAACCUUGCACUUUUUCAGAAGUCUGCUGUAAGGCCAGCACCUUUUCUGCUGCCAUGAUAACCCCUCAAGAAAUGGAACAGACCACACCAGGGGCUGACCCUGACAUGCACCAGCCCAGACAGCUUUCUUCUCUACGUUCACAUCUGUGGAAAGAGAUGCUAGAGAAGUUCCUGAAAGGGGAACCCAAAAUCCUUGGGGUUGUACAAGUCCUGAUUGCCCUGAUGAACUCGAGCUUGGGGACAGUCGUGAUGAGUGUCACAUUGUCACAUAAAUACUGGGAAUACUCCUUCUUCUUGGCAUGUGCAGGGUAUAUAAUUUCGGCAUCAGUGAUGUUUAUUAUUUCAGGGUCCUUGUCAAUUGCAGCAGGAACUAAAGGGACAAAAGGUCUGGUCCGGGGUAGCCUAGGAUUGAACAUCACCAGCUCUAUCUUGGCUGCCAUAGGGAUCAUACUCCUUUCAUUCAGUUUUCUUGUUUCUUCCUUUGAAUAUACCUGUAGAAGCAAUCCAGAUUUGGAGAACUGUUCAAUGAUCCUGUCUAUUUUAAUGGGAAUGAAUGGUAUGGUGCUCAUUUUAACCCUGCUGGAGUUCUGCAUUGCUCUAUCCCUCUCUGCCUUUGGAUGCAAAGUAACCUGUUGUAAAUCUGGUGGGGUUGUGUUCAUUCUGCCAUCAAACGUUCAUGUGGCAGAAACAGCAUCUCCUGCACCAUUGGCAGGAGGUUUGAUGCCACCAACGGAUCAACAGAAAAAUGUUCCAGAAAAUCUUUCCCUCCAGUAAUGCAAGAAACCUGCUUGGGAAAGUACCAGGAUCCAACUCUGACUCUUAUGUAUGUAAAAUUCUGAGUCAUGUUCUUAUUUUCCCUCAUAACUCAACAAUUCUCUUGUCCAUCUCUUUAAAUGCAGUAAAAGACUUUAAAUAAAUAAAUCAUACAUUUAAUGAA
Phacochoerus africanus (Common warthog) is the source of this 1463-nucleotide messenger RNA. RefSeq names its product membrane-spanning 4-domains subfamily A member 4A-like. Gene Ontology annotation, cellular component: Golgi apparatus; membrane. The record is from RefSeq and is a predicted model, not a curated record. Bases 521 to 1300 code for a protein of 259 amino acids. The transcript is spliced from 11 exons. NCBI's taxonomy places the organism in Eukaryota, Metazoa, Chordata, Mammalia, Artiodactyla, Suidae.